GGUCGGGCGGCGGAGAAGGGGUCCAUUCAGAGCUCCGAGGGGAGGUAAUUCUCCGGGAACAAGGGGCAGGCGUUGCAAAGUAUAAAUAGUGCCACUUCAAUCGCGGCGUCGCUAUCAGACCCCGAGAGCCCUACACGUCGGGCGGCACGGCACGGCGCGGCUGGGCUCGGCUCGGCUCGGCACGGCACGGCCCGGGGCGCCGCCGCCACCCCCGCCCCGUGGAUGCCCGCCCGGGGAGCCGGGGCAGCGCGCCCCUGAGCCGCGGCCAUGGAGGAGCUGACGGCGUUUGUCUCCAAGUCGUUUGAUCCCAAAGCGAAGGAGAAGAAGGAGCUCAUCACCUACCGCGAGGUGCUGGAGAGCGGGCCCCUGCGCGCCGGCGGACCGCGGGAGAGCGGCGGCACCGCGGCCGAACCGGGCCGAGACGACGCGGGCAGUCCCGCGGCGCGGGCGGGCGGCGGGCCGUCGCCGCCGCGGGAGCCCGACGCCGCCGCCGCCGCCGACAGAGCCGCCGAGGCGGCCACCCCCAAGCUCAGCGACGUCUCCCCAGAGCUGAAGGAGCGCAAGGAGGAUGCGAAAGCGAUGGAAGACGAAGGGCAGACGAAAAUCAAGCAGAGGAGGAGCCGGACGAAUUUCACCCUGGAGCAGCUGAACGAGCUGGAAAGGCUUUUCGACGAGACCCACUACCCGGACGCCUUCAUGCGGGAGGAGCUGAGCCAGCGGCUGGGGCUGUCCGAGGCCAGGGUGCAGGUCUGGUUCCAGAACCGAAGAGCCAAAUGCCGAAAGCAAGAAAACCAGCUCCACAAAGGGGUGCUGAUCGGCGCCGCCAGCCAGUUCGAAGCCUGCCGGGUGGCCCCGUACGUGAACGUGGGCGCGCUGCGGAUGCCCUUCCAGCAGGCAAGUCGCUGCCACGCACUGCCCUUGUCCCGGCAGGUUCAGGCGCAGCUGCAGCUGGACAGCGCCGUGGCCCACGCGCAUCACCACCUCCACCCGCACCUGGCCCACGCACCCUACAUGAUGUUCCCCGCUCCCCCCUUCGGGCUACCGCUGGCCACCCUGGCCGAGUCCGCCUCUGCCGCCUCCGUGGUGGCGGCCGCCGCCGCCGCCAAGACCACCAGCAAGAACUCCAGCAUCGCCGACCUCCGCCUCAAGGCCAAGAAACACGCCGCCGCCCUGGGGCUGUGACCGGCCCGCCAGCGGGGGCUUUUUUUUUUUUAAAUAAAAAGGGGGGGAAAAAAGGAAAAAAUAAUAAUAAAAAAAAGACGAGGGAGAGGAGAAACUGACGGGAGAUAUAUACUUAUUUAAAGAAUUAGAGGAACUAGACGCGCAGCUGGGAAGUUCACAGGUUUUGAAACUGACCUUUUUCUGCGAAGUUCACUUUAAUACAAGAAAUUUGAUAAGAGAGGCGGGCCUCCUUUCACGUUGCAUCAGAUACUUGAGUUUAACAACCAUGUCUGGAAUAGCGACAAAAAGAAGAGAGAAAGACGACGACGAAGAGGGGGGAAAAAAAGUUUUAAAAAAAGACAAUGAUUUCUCUGCGAAUUUCUAAUGGGAAACUGUCCGGGAUACUUCCUCCAGCAGCAUUCCGGGUUGCAUGUAUUUGUAUUUCAUUGAUGGAGUCCUUUGAUUCACUUGCACUUCACCCUCAUCUUUAGUAGAAAAAACAAAACAAAACAAACAAACUGGGUUUGGCUGGGUUCUUUCUCUUUUAAUCUUGGAGGGAAGCAGAAAGACAGAGGGAGAUCAAGCACUACCUUUUCCACUCUUAAAUCUUUGUUGGUCGUUUGCUGUCCCACCUCUGAAAUAAAAGGGAGCGGAAAGCAUCAGGACAGCGGAGCGUGCCUCCCUUUGCCGGGUCUCUCUUGUCCUGAGGGCAAAAACAAAAGGAAAAAAAGAAGGAAAAAAAAAAGUAUUUAAUUCCCAACCACCACUUUACACAGCGGCGAAUUCCAAUAAGAGAUACUGGGUACAUGUAAAAUAUGUUGAUACACACGAACAAAGUUUAUUUUGGCUAUAACUUGUGAAUUGAUAGUUGACUGUCAAACAUUUACAUUUUAUCUCAUAAAGGUGUAUCUAUUCACGUAAUCUUGUGAUUUUUUCCUUAUUUUUUUUAAUUUUUAUUUGAAAGACGUAUAGCUAUUUAACCUGGGGUACCUUGCAGUCGGUGAUUGUUAUCCCAGUUUGUCAUCAGACCCUCACGCUUAUUGCCAAGAGAGAGGGAAAGCUCUUCUACGCGAACUUUGGUAUGGACGGGCUUUGUAUCUAUUUGUUCUCCAUGAAAACAAAAUUAUUUAUAUUGACCAUA
This is a messenger RNA of Falco peregrinus (peregrine falcon), 2302 nucleotides long. It is a transcript of the gene SHOX2, whose product is annotated as short stature homeobox 2. Gene Ontology annotation, cellular component: nucleus. The record is from RefSeq and is a predicted model, not a curated record. NCBI's taxonomy places the organism in Eukaryota, Metazoa, Chordata, Aves, Falconiformes, Falconidae. Gene Ontology annotation, biological process: regulation of transcription by RNA polymerase II. The coding region runs from base 268 to 1182 and encodes 304 amino acids. The transcript is spliced from 5 exons. Gene Ontology annotation, molecular function: DNA-binding transcription factor activity, RNA polymerase II-specific; sequence-specific double-stranded DNA binding.